Seriola dumerili (greater amberjack) is the source of this 2455-nucleotide messenger RNA. It is a transcript of the gene wdr89, whose product is annotated as WD repeat domain 89. The record is from RefSeq and is a predicted model, not a curated record. Bases 230 to 1366 code for a protein of 378 amino acids. Gene Ontology annotation, molecular function: protein binding. The transcript has 2 exons. NCBI's taxonomy places the organism in Eukaryota, Metazoa, Chordata, Actinopteri, Carangiformes, Carangidae.
CGUGUUUUGAGUAAAAGUGGUGUGGUUACAUUAUCGGUGUAUUAUAGCAGGAGUUUAUUCAAUGGUAGUGUUAAUAUUGGACUUAACAUCGUCGUUCUGUUUCGCGGUAUUUUGUCCAAAAUGGAGACAGACGUGUCCAGAUAGUCAAAGGAAAAGUUAACAGUCGUUUUUCCUUCAUUUCUGGAAAUUUCUGGAAAGUAGUGUGAUUGCUUCCCUGAGCUGAACUGUCAUGGAGUGUUUGGACGAGAAGCUCAAAGGUCUGUCCAUCGCUCGGCGGUCUCGUCCUGAGGAACCCACCUACCUGCUGCACGUCGCCCUGCAGCCAACCAGCCUGCUGGCAGUGUCCUGCUCCAACUUCACCAUCCACCUGCACAACAAGGACACUCUGAACCUGGUGGGAGAGUAUCAGGGCCACAGCGGGCCUCUUUGUGGGGUUACAUUUGCCCACAGCUCCCCUGACCUCCUCUACUCUGGUUCUGCUGAUGGGACGGUCCGGGGUUGGGAUGUCCGCCGGCCCGGGACAGAGUCGGUCCAGAUGUUUAAAAGUGACCCGUCUCACAGCUACUGCAGCUUUGACCUGAGCUGCAGCGACACGCUCCUGUGUGCAGGCACUGAGCAGGUAAACGACGAGGACAGCUUUCUGGUUUUCUGGGACAUAAGAAAACCAGGUGGUGGACUUCUAGGGGUGUACUCUGAGUCACACAGUGAUGACAUCACCCAGGUUUGCUUCCACCCGCGAGACAAAGACCGCCUGGCGUCUGGCUCCACAGAUGGCCUUGUUAAUGUGUUCGACCUGAGCCGGGGAGCGGAGGAGGAGGCGCUGCUUGCCACCUGUAACAGCGACUCCUCCGCUGGCUCAGUCUGCUGGUCCGGAGCAGACUACACCCAGCUUCUGUGCCUCAGCCACGACGAGGGGCUACACCUGUGGGACCUGGGCCAGCUGGACACAGACGAGCCUCUCACCAUCUUCAGCACCUCCGACGCUCGCAGCCUGACUCCGCUGGCUGACGGAGGAGGCGUGGAUUACCUGGUGGGAGGGAGGUGGCUGGAGGAGGCCCAGAAGCUGCUGGUGGUCGGAGGGAAGAACAGCGGGGAUCUCCACCUGAUGGAGUGUGAUGACAAGGGGCUCCGUCUGCUCAGGAACUUGGAGGGCGGCCACUCCUCCACAGUGCGCUGCUUCCUGUGGGACGCAACAGGGGAGGCGCUGGUCACAGGGGGAGAAGACGCUCAGCUGUUGCUGUGGAAACCAGGAGGGGAGGAGCUCACAACGGGUAAAAGGGAGUCCAUGAAGAGCCAAUCAGCUUUGAGACUCAAAUCCAGACCACAUAAAAAACACGGCUACCAGAGGCAGAGGAAGGCAACGUAACAAAGACCUGAGUGGACUGAAGGAACAUUUAAACUCCAAACAGUUCCACACAGACAUAAUUCACUAAACACAAUCCUGAGUCUGAAAAUCAUGUUACAGUUCGAAGCAGGUCUUAGCUGUGACCUCUGUCCUGCAUCACAGAUAUCUACAGUGAUAGAUACUUUUUUAUUGUUACAAACAGCUGUCCUGUCAUGUCAGGGAGAGAAAUUUGUCUCAUUAACAGGCUUAAUCCCAUGCAUGUUUAAACUCAGGACAGUUUUUGAUAGUAAAUAAAUGUUUACUAUAUGAAUUCUCUAUAGCCUGUAAACCACUCUUGUUUUAGUGGCGUGUGCUGACUCUGAUGUAUGGUGCAGGUACGCUCCUGCCCUCCUAUGUGGUUAUAGUACUUAUAUCAUGAUUGACUGACUGCUACCACUCUCCAACAUCAAACUGGUGGCGUCCCACUAUAACUACUGGUAUUGCGUUGCUGUUUGACUGGCACAUGCCAGUUAAAAUGGUAAUGUCACUGGUGUUUAGUGCUGAAAUGAUUAGUACAUUAAUUUGGCAUUUGACAGAAAUUUAAUCACCAAAUAUUUUGAUACUUGAUUAAUCCUCCACCUUUUUCAUUUCACAAAAAUGCCCAAAAAUUCUAAAGUUUCAGCUUCUCCAAAGUGAGAAUUUUCUGCUCAUCUGUUUUUUUAUCAGAGUAAACUGAAUAUUAAUUUGGUUCUGGACUGUUGUUCAGAUGACACAAGAAAACAUUUGGUCUCUUUGGUCUCUGGAGAAAUGGGACGGACAAUAUUUUGCUAUUUAUUAGACUACAUGAUAAAUUAAUCAAUUGAGAAAGUAAUUUACAGAUUAUGGAAUAAUUUGCAGCCCUCACCAUCACACUGGUAUUCUGCUGUUGUGGUAACUGUCAGCCUAAUAUAUGGUCCACUGACAUGUUCCACUUCUUACAUUAACAUGUAAUUAAAAUGACAUUUUGACAUUUUGACAUUUUGCCCUGUGGCGUGGAGUUUGUAUCAAGAAUGUAUUACACGCUGUUUAUUUGUAGUAUGAAACUGGUAGCUGCUAUUUCUGAGGUUUUCAUUCUUAAAUUAAAAUUUGUAC